Rodentolepis nana is the source of this 306-nucleotide messenger RNA. The record is from the annotation of a GenBank genome assembly. NCBI's taxonomy places the organism in Eukaryota, Metazoa, Platyhelminthes, Cestoda, Cyclophyllidea, Hymenolepididae.
AUGGUGAAGACUUUUCAUGUCUACUUUGGAUCGAACAGUGGUGGAACUAGUCGCUGUAGUAGUACGGGUUCUAAUGGUAGCACUGAGUCUUCCGACGCUUCUACUAGCAAUGUUCCUAUUGAUGAAAGGACCUACAGCUGUAUACACUGUCGUGCUCAUCUGGCUCGUCAUGAAGAUCUCAUUUCUAAAUCAUUCCAAGGCACUCAAGGACGCGCCUAUUUAUUUGAUUCUGUUGUUAAUGUCACCUCAGGAAAGGCUGAAGAACGACUCCUUUUAACUGGUAGGAAUAUUUUUCUGAUAGAAUAA